Molecule: messenger RNA, 1654 nt
Organism: Sitodiplosis mosellana (orange wheat blossom midge)
Lineage: Eukaryota; Metazoa; Arthropoda; Insecta; Diptera; Cecidomyiidae
Exons: 5
Coding region: 188-1540 (450 amino acids)
Source: RefSeq, a predicted model, not a curated record
CAUUUCUAAUCAGUUUUGGUGGUUAUCAACAGGUCAAAGUAACUCGCGCUUAAUCGGCUCACAAGACGAUCUUACACAUGGAAUUUUGGCAAUAUUUAACCGAAAUGGUUCCUUGAGUUCGUUUUAAUAUAGAAUUAGCAUUUAGCGAGUAUACAUUGAAUUUUAGGUUCGAUAAUCACUAGAAGAAAUGAAGACUUUCAUCAUUCUGGCUUUAAGCCUUUCUGCAGUUUUUGCUGCACCUCAGUUUGAAGAACUUUGCGAAGCAUGCAAGAAUACUUAUGGAUCAUCGGACGUGGACCUGUUACAUAAUUCAAACGGUGUUGGCUUUGUAGUGCCAGUUUCGGGUGGAGAAUCAAGUUCAUCAUCAUCUGCCUCAGAGUUCUCUUCGUCGUCAAAUGAUGCUCAAAUCCCAGUCGUUGUUCCAGUUGCUGGAGACGAAUCAAGCCAAUCGGAAUUUUCAUCAUCAAGUCAAACCAAAAAUGUUGCCGUGCCAGCCGCCGUUUCAGUCGGUGAUAACAGUGGAUCAUCAAGUUAUACCAGUCACAGCGAAUCUUCACAGACAGCAUCAGCUCCAGUCGUUCAACAAGUGGUUUCAUACCCAUCAGGAAAUUCUCAAAGUUUCAGCCAACACUCAGAAAAAAUUGUUGAAUCAGCAGCAGCUCAACCAGUCAUCCCAGUCGUGUAUCCAACCGGUGGAUCAAAAAGCUACAGCCACCGUUCGGAAAAAGUUGUACAAUCAAGCGCACCAGUAGUUCGACAAGUGAUUUCAUACCCAUCAGGCGGUUCAAGCUCACACUACUCAAGCAGUCAAUACAAAAAAGUGUCACAAGCUGCUCCAACCACAUUGACAAUUGUUGCUCCAAGUGGUGGUAGUUCACACCGUUCGUCCUCAUACCGUGAAUCACACUCAAGCCAAGCUGCAGCACCACAAAUCAUUGCUUACACUGCGCCAUCAGGUGGUUCAUCCAGAUACUCGCACAGCGAAUCAUUCAGCAAACAAGGAUCCGCCGGUGGUUUGUCAGCUCCAAUUGUAACAUUCCCCACGGGAUCAGCUUCGCACUUCAGUUCAUUGUCAAGCAGAGGUGCUUUUGCAGCUCCAGUUGUGUCCGCUCCGAUUGUCACCGCUCCGAUUGUCACCGCUCCAAUUAUCUCAGCACCAUUAGCUACUUACCCAGCCGGAUCAUCACACUUCAGUGAAUCAUCACACUCGUCAUCAGGUUUGUUGGGAGGCUAUUCAGCUCCAAUUGUUUCAGCCCAAAUUGUCAGUGCUUAUCCAGUCGGUGGCGCGUCGCAUUCACACUACAGUUCAUCUUCAUCUUCAUCUUCGUCUUCGGGAUUAUCGGGAGAUUUAAUGAGCCCGAUUGUUUCAGCCCCAAUUGUCAGUGCUUAUCCAGUGGGAGGCGCGUCGCAAUCACACUACAGUUCAUCUUCAUCUUCGUCUUCGGGAUUAUCAGGCGGUUUGACCUCUGUCGUUCCCGCUCCAAUUAUUUCUUACCCAGGAGGAAGCGGAUAUUCGUCACACUAUUCGGUCAGUUAUUAAACCCUUCAAUUUGAAGUAGUAUAACGUUUUUUGUAGAUAAUUGUCUCUGCGGAGACAAAAACUUGUGAAAAUUCAAUCGUGAAAAUUUUUCCUAAUAAAAGUUUUCGACAAAAA